CCCACCCUUACAAAACGGUCAUUGUACACACGCGCCACGCCACCCCACAGAGCCCAUCCAUCCUAGACACACAAGCAGUCGGCCCAUCUCACCAAAACAACAUUCCCAGCGCCCACACAACACGGCCCUGCAACGGCCGAGACGACAGUCGCGCUGUCGGGCACCCUCUCGCACGCCUCUCGACGAAACUCUUGCAAGAUUUCCGCCGUGCGCCGUGCGAAGCCGAUCCCGCAGGAUGACCGCCGUCUCCAUUCGCAUAUUCGCCAUCAGUAUCACGCCCCGUCCCCGUCUGCUUCCCCGGUCUGUCUCAUGAGGUCAUCCAGCGCAGCUAUCUGCUCCUCUAUGCUGCGUCUCGGCGGUGGUGAUGGGCUCUGCAGCCGCUGGUCGAUUUUGCGCAUCAACGCCGCCUUCCUCUCCUUCUCUCGCCGCUGGACAGACGACUGAACCAAAACACAGACACACACACGUGUAUGAUGCCAUGACAAGAUUGAUCAAGAGGUGCACGGUCACCUUUCGUUCGGAGAAGAGCAGCGGUUUGGUCUUCUCCAGCUGCCUCAGCUUGCGGUCGAUGCGCCUCUCGCGCAUAAGGAUGUCCUGCCCCCUCGCCACCUCCAUCUCCCGCACGAAGGUGUGGGUGUUCAGCCACGACAGGUGCUCCAGACCAGCCGCACCCACCGUGCGGUAGAGAACCUCCUUGUCGUCAGACACCACUAUGCACUGCACACGCAGGGACGUGCCAUGAGCAGGCGGACGGCAUUCUUUGUGUGGUGACUGACUGACUGACUGACUGACAGGGGGCUGCUUACGUCUCGUUCUGGGUUGUCGGUGGCGAGCUGACCUGUCUGUCGAAUGAUGUACUCGUCGGCCUGUGCGCAUGCAGGAAGGUAGGAGAGGUGGUGUGAUGUGACAGCGUGUGCACGUGGGUGGGCUGGGUGGCUAGCUUACCUCUCCGGCUGCGAAAAUCUCCUCCAGGUGGCGACUCCAGCGCGUGAUUCUCGGCUCCUCAUCGAGGCCAUGCGCAUCCCACACCAGCUGCACACACACACGCGCACACAGACAGAUACAGACACACCAACAACUCUUUCCUUGGUGGCCCACCCACCCAUCCAGAUCCACUCACUUUGACGAUGUGUCCUCUCCUGACGCCAUAUGUGCCGGCAAACAUCCGCAGCACCUCCCUGGCCUUGCUGAGCUCCCCCCGCUGCAUCAGCCCCUCAGUCGCAUCCCAAUUGUUGACCACGUUGUACCCGUCCACAAACACCACCGGAAUCCCCUCACCGUUGAGCCACAGCUCGCCGCUCUCUCCCGCCCGCCUCGCUCGCCUCCUCUCCACGUCCUCGACAAGGGCAUCCUUCGAGGGCUUCUUGCCGAACCGCUUCGGUGUCGCCACUCUCGGCCUGUCGGCUGCCACGGCCGCCUUGGCCAGCUCCUUCUUGAGCUUUGCGAAGCGGAUCUGCUUCCGCACGGACACAUUGAUGUUGGGGUCCACUCGGGGAGCGACUGCCGUCGUUGUCUGCUUGUUGCCGCCCUUCGACGCUGAAAGACGGCUGCGUGGCGAGGAGGGCGAGGCGAUGGGUGCCGAGGGGGGAGGGGCGAAUAGAUGGACUGGCGAGAGGAAGGAUGAGGGGCAGCAGGUGGUGUCCGUGUGUGCGGGGAGGUGGGGGAAGGGCACCGGUGGUGGGAUGGGUGGCCACUCACUCCACCCGUCGGUGUAUGCGGGCUCAUCAGCUAUGGGAGGAAGCACCGAAAGCGAGGAGAGGGGACGAGUGGACGGCCGCAAUGGGCCCGCUGACGGCAUGAUGAAGGCUGAGGAGCCGUGGCCUGACGCAGACCACAUGCAGCCGACCACACAGCGCCAGAGCCUCCUUCUCCUUCUCGGUGCUAGCGGUGGUGUCGCAGUCAUGAGGCUUGGACCACUGGCUGCCGUCGCUGGAUCCUGCUGCAUCUGCAUUGCAGAGAUCUUCGCACGAGUCGAGCUAGUCCAGUGCCGGCUGUUGCCUGGCGUCGGCUUCGGUUGUUUGCGGGAAAAUGUCACAACACAAGGGCACCACUGAAGAGCCUUGUGACGCCUUUGCUUUCUUCUCCU
Vitrella brassicaformis is the source of this 2086-nucleotide messenger RNA. The record is from the annotation of a GenBank genome assembly. Lineage: Eukaryota; Vitrellaceae.